This is a messenger RNA of Prunus armeniaca (apricot), 291 nucleotides long. The record is from the annotation of a GenBank genome assembly. NCBI's taxonomy places the organism in Eukaryota, Viridiplantae, Streptophyta, Magnoliopsida, Rosales, Rosaceae.
AUGAAUUCAGGGGAUUUGGGGGCUCAACAUCCCCCUUUCCCGCGGCUGUGCAAUGGGAGCUUCCACUCUUGGUUUGCUGUUUUUUCUUCUUUUCUUUCCUCUUCCUUGGCUGAACCUGACGAAGGAAAAGAGGUGAAAAUACAUGCUGGUCCAAGGGAUGCUUCUGACAGCAUGCGGGAUGGUAUUCAUUGGUUCUUUGGAUGUCUCUGGCUUGAGACUGGUUUCCAGCAGCUUUGCUUAAGGAGUCUGCCAUCUGCUCUUCACGUGUCCUCUGCUUUCUCCAAAAGCUGA